CUCUUGCUAUAGUAAUUUAUAAAGCUGAUAAUAAUCCUGUUGAACUAUCUAAUACUGGUCUUGGAAUGAAAAAUUACAUAAUAACAUUUAGGCGUGAUACACCAGAUGCUACAAUAGAUCAAAUGAUUAAUAUUAUUGAAAAAAAUGGUGGUAAAGUUUAUCAAACUUAUAACUCACUGUUUAAAGGUUUUGCUGCAAAAGUUCCAACAAAUUUUGUACAAGUUCUAGAUAAGGAUUCUUCUAUUUUAUCAAUUGAAGAAGAUCAAGAAGGUAUUUUAUCAUACACGUUUGUUAUAAUGAUUUAUUUUUGA
This is a messenger RNA of Entrophospora candida, 311 nucleotides long. NCBI's taxonomy places the organism in Eukaryota, Fungi, Glomeromycota, Glomeromycetes, Entrophosporales, Entrophosporaceae. The record is from the annotation of a GenBank genome assembly.